AUGGACAUGCUAUCGUCAAGAUCCUACCUGGAACUGUCACAAGAAGAAAUAUCAAUAAACACUAGGGAAGGCCGACCCCGAAAGAAACCCGAAGCACCGGAGAUCCCCGACCAAGUGACCGACAGAAACUCGGCUACUCCGGAUCGUCCCGUGCGGAAAAGAGGCCGACCGAGAUUAGGGGCUAAAGAUGCCAGUGCCAUUGAGGAACGCCGUCUGCAGAUCCGACGGGCACAACGCACCUAUCGUCUCAAAAAGGAGAAUACCAUACAGACUCUUCGAUCUCGCGUCGAUUUACUAGAGCAAACACUAGAGAAUGUAUCAGAUCUUCUAGACGGAGCUCAUCGCGAUGCAGUCGCUCACCUCCACAACGAUCCAACUGUCCAGCCAAGCGUGGACUAUCUCGCUCUCACACGAGAACUCAUUCUAGCAGAAAUAAACAAGACCCGACUACUCACUCCCGAAAACAACAAUGACCUCCAACUCGAGCAUACCAACCGUCCGUUGAGAGAUAAGGACACAUUCGGUUAUGAAGUGUCACACACAUAUCCCCAGAAGAAUAACCACAACACCUCCUCUUCAUCUUCAUACCCACUAUACAGCCGCGCCCGCUCUCCGUCCCCACUAAUUAACCGCAUCCUCCCCACAGCAACAAUCUACACCUACAGCCACCAAGAAUCCAACCUCUCCCGCCGUCUCCACAGAUUCUGCCUUGAACACACCUACCGCUGGCUAACAGAUCCCCGCAGCGAUCCCGCCCUGAUAAGCCGCGUCUUCGGACUCGUCCCCUGCAUCCACGACAUGGCAGGCAUAAGACGGAAUUUCCGACGCACGCUACAAUCCGAGAUCGGCAGCGGGCUGGAAUUCGCCAAGAUGCCGUUCUACACGCUCGGCGGGGCGGGAAAGCAUUUCCCCCGCGUGGACGGGGACGGAAAUCCCGUGUACCCGGAGAAUAGUCGGAGACCGGGGAGGAUUCUGCGGCGGAUGGAGCGGAUUUUACAGCGGGGCGGGAUUCAGGAUUGGGAUGAGGAUUGGAGUGGGGAGCGUGAGCCUGUUACAGGUGCUUUGGACGGAGGGGUGGAGAUGGGUGAGCAGGAGAGGAUCCGUUCGUUGGAUCUUGAUGGGGAGUGGUUUGAUUGUCAUGAUGUGCAGGGGUAUUUGGAGCAUCGGGGUCUUGUGCUGGAGGGGUCGGCGGUGAGACUUACUGUUCCUGAGAGUUUGGUUGGAGCUUUGUAUGGAUUUUCGCCGGAUCGAUCGACUGUUUCUAGUCUCUAUACUUCGUCUGCUGGGACUACUCCUGUUGAGAAGACGGAGUCGGAAUCACCGACCCUAUCGUCGUAUACUCUGGAUGUUGAGUGUUUCUUUGACCUACUUCUCGCAAACCUCAGAAUUCUCGGCCGCGCGCCAGGCUUCCGAGUAUGGGAUGUCGAUGCCGCAUUGCGAUCAGCGAUCUCCCGUCGCCCCUUUGGCUAG
Penicillium crustosum is the source of this 1470-nucleotide messenger RNA. RefSeq lists its product as uncharacterized. The record is from RefSeq and is a predicted model, not a curated record. NCBI's taxonomy places the organism in Eukaryota, Fungi, Ascomycota, Eurotiomycetes, Eurotiales, Aspergillaceae. Gene Ontology annotation, molecular function: DNA-binding transcription factor activity. Gene Ontology annotation, biological process: regulation of DNA-templated transcription. The coding region runs from base 1 to 1470 and encodes 489 amino acids. The transcript has 3 exons.